ACGCACGCAACAUUUAAGCUUUUUAAAUGGACGUCAAGGCAAUGACAAUUAAUUCAUUCAGCCAUUCAUAAUAAACAUGACAUUUUUUUGUUAUUGCGGCUGAAAUGAGUUUUCCUCAGAAUUUGUGUUUUUAAUUAUGUUGAUAGCCAUUAGCAUUUAUUUAUUUGUUUGAUUGUGUAUUUUGCAUUGAACGGACAAAAUUGGUUGAUUUUGAAUUAAUUUUAGGAAGACACCCUAAAGAACAAAUUCAUAUUAUAUAGAAAAAAAUGGUCCCCUUUAUUGAUUUUUUUCGGAAUUGUAAUGAUUACUUUGCCUUUUGACAUUCGAGUCUUGCAUAUCCCCAUGCUCUGAGGAGGGUGGGAGAGAUGUUUUUUUUUUUUUUUUAAACUGAUUGGUAUUAGAGUACUAUUUAUUUACCUCUUUGCUUUAUGGAUAAAGUGUAGUUACAAAGGAUUUAAUUUUGUGAAUUCCGAGGAACCAUACCACCAGAAGCACUGGAUUUAAAUCUCGUUCAUAAAAUGGCCCUGCGACGCUCUCAUUUGAUGUAUUUGUACUGUCAGAGUUGGCUAAAACAUAAGUAUUCAAUAGUGAGCAGGUUAUUCGGGGUUGUACCGUGUGAAUGAACGGGUGGGAUGACCCGGUGUUUUAGCACCGUCUGCUGGAGGACAUCAAGCAGGACUUCUCAUGGGCUUAUUUAGCACCGGCGAGCCACGCUUCCUUAGCAACAGGCUGAUGUAAACAUUACAUUGACCAACAUAAAAAGAAAAAUAAAUACAAGUGCGGCUCGAUACUGGAGAGUUGAUAUGUCCUCACUGUUGAAAGGAGAUCAUGACACAGAAUGAAAAGCAGAGUCUAACUGGAGAUGAAGAAAUUAUAAAAGAGCUGUGUGUGUCUAAUGGACUCUGCCAUGAGAGGGUCUGUCAGGAGGGGAGUAGUGAAACGGUUCUGGAGAUGUUUUUCUCUGGGUUCCCGCGCAUGGUGGGACUCUCUCUCUUCCCCAGACUGUCCAGACUCACUAUUGUCGGCCAAAGCAUCAGCUCAAUCCAGGACCUGGAGUUUUGUCCACUCCUCAAAGAAUUAUGGGUAGUGGAGUGCAAACUCACUGAAAUCUCAGGCCUGCAUAACUGUGUGCAUCUGCUAAAGUUAUAUCUGUAUGACAACAACAUCCAACAGAUCACAAAUCUAGAAAUGUUGGUUGACCUUCAGGUUCUGUGGCUUAAUAAAAACCAGAUCUCUGACAUACAGGGACUGAAUUCACUUGUAAACCUUGAGGAGUUGAAUCUGGCUGAUAAUGCUAUAGAGAGUCUUGGUCAUAGCCUGGAUCCUAACAUCAAUCUCCAAAAUCUUAACCUCUCAGGGAACAAAAUCAGUUCCUUCAAGGAACUGACCCAUUUGACUCGGCUGCAACGACUGACACACCUGAGUCUGAAGGACCCUCAGUCUAUUCCAAACCCGCUGUGUCUGCUCUAUAAUUACUACAUACAUGUCAUAUAUCACAUGCCACACCUGCAGUGCCUGGACACGUAUGACGUAUCCAGUAAACAUCUCAAAGACUUUGCAGAGUCUACAGUCAUGAAGAAAAUGAUGUAUUACACCAUGCGGGUACGUUAUGCACAAAGACAGUUUGAUGAUCUCAAAGCCAAGCUCAAUCAGCAGAGGAGAGACCAGACACAACUACCAGAGGAGAGAAUACGAGUGCUAGCACACAUGCUCAGAACUCAGCUAGAGUUUGAGCUGUGCCUUGUUCAGCGUUCUGGGAAGAAGUCAGAAGAACCUGAAGACUUGACCUCUGACCUUCAUCAUGACCAUAGUCAUGAGCAGAGACUGCAGCACAAGCUGGAUGCUCUUAAAGACAGACUGAAAUUCUGGGAAGGGCGUUUGGAGGAGAUGGUGUCAUGUCACCAGCGUGAUGUAGCUGUGGCCUCAAAUAGAAAGGAGAUGAUGAUGCACUUCCUGCUGUUGGAGCUGGAAACCGUGGGUAACAUUCGCUUUGAGGAAGGAAAUAGCAGCGAACCUUGGUUCACGUCUUGUUAUGAUCUUUUGCUAUCUCGUUUUUGUGUGUGGGAUUAUAAACCUCAGCACAUCACUGGCAUUAAGAUCAAUCAAAUUAUCCGGAUUCAUAACCGUGCCCUGCGGCAACGCUUUCAGGACAAAGUGGAGUCUCUGUUUUGCAGACAGGAGUCUUCACCCUUCUCACAGAACUAUAAACGCAGCAUGGAGUAUCUGUUCUACGUGCCUGAUCCAGAACAUUCCUGUGAAAGUGAUGAGAUACUACAAAUCCCAGAAAAGGGCUUUAAAACUGCUGAUGCAUAUAAGGCAUUAGGCAGAGAGAGAGCCGUCCCCCUCUCUAACAGUGUGAGUGUAUCCGAUCGGCUGAGAAUGACAUUCAUGCAAAGGAAGAGCUGCUCAACAUCAGAAAGAAGCCCUGCAGACCGUCUUCCCUACAGACAUGGUCAGUUGAUCAUUUCUAAAGUGUUCCUGGGCCGCAGUGCUGCAGUGAAGGAGGGUCUCCCAAUUGAUUGUGAUCAUUACCCCAAAGCAAACUCUGUUUAUCUCAGUAUCAGCUCUAAACAGCAAAAGCAAACUGCACAAACAGACAUGCUGUGUCCCUCCAGCCUGCCAGACAGGUGCGACUGUAGACAGCAGCAGAGACUGUGGUACAUUUUUGACCAUGAAAUGGUUAUACCAGAGUACCUUGUGGACUUUGAAUACGUAUCACAGGACACAACCAAGCCUUCACUAGGCUCCCAAUCCAGUUCUGAUAGAUCCUCUGGUGAUUCUCCACCUGUGCCCCGUGCUGAGCUGGACCUGGAUGAGGAGGCAUUAAAUAUGCAACCCACCCUGAAGCCAAAUCCUAAAAUGCUCAGCCUAGAAGAGAAAUCCAUACUGACAGUGGCCAGAGCAAACAUCCUCAGUCAGAUCACAGUGCUGAAUCUUCAUGGCAACAGUCUGAAUAAACUGCCUGAGAUUUCCCAACUCACGGCUCUGAAGCAUCUGACCCUUAGCUUCAACGAGUUCACUCAUCUGAACGAUAUUUCACACAUGCCAAAUCUGGAGUCUCUGGAUGUUAGUUUUAAUCAUAUUUCCUCUUUGGUGGGACUGCGUGGACUUGGUCGGCUCAUAGAACUGGAUCUUCGCUGGAAUCUGUUGACCCGAGUCAGAGAUGACAUGAACGUUUUGCGGAACCACGCCCCGGCCCUGCUUCGACUGGACACACGGCACAAUCCUUGGCACAGGAAUGAGUGUGUGCGUAUGCUGGUUCUCGGCCGACUAAAGACUCUCACUCAUUUGGAUGAUGUUUUUGUGAUGGAGGAAGAAGCGGCUACUGCUGUACAAGUGGUUGCCCGGUCUAGAAUCAACCAAGCAUCUCUGAUGACCCACUCUCGGACUGACAGUGAACGUCCCCGCAGUCUGAGUUUGCUCUCUACAGCACACCUGCUCACACAGAUCAACCCGUCUCCAUGGAAACUCUCGCAAGAGCUUGAGUCAGGCUGGACCUCCAAAAUCACAGCGCUGAAUCUUGAUGGCCAGCAGUUGACCCGGAUCAGUAAUUUAGACCGGCUGGUGAAUCUACGCUGGGCUUCUUUUGACAAUAAUGAACUAACCCGAAUUGAGGGAUUGAAACACUGCAUACUACUGGAAGAACUUUCCCUUAACAACAACAGUAUUAGUAGACUUGAAGGUUUGUCUGCAAUGCAUCGUCUGACGCGUCUGAGCAUUAAUAAUAACAACCUACAGUGUUUAGACGGGGAUGUGCUAGACCGGCUACCAAACCUUCACUUCCUGUCUGUUGAGAACAACAUCAUCUCUUCUCUACAUGGACUCCAAAGGUCACGGUCCUUAUUCGAGCUGUAUGUCGGCAACAAUGACAUCAGCACCACCCGAGACAUAUACCACUUAAAGGCACUGUCUAGUUUAAUUAUUCUGGAUCUGUAUGGGAAUCCCCUAGUGUGCAAACUGGAGAACUACCGGAUAUACAUGGUUUUCCAUCUGCCAUCACUCAAAGCUCUGGAUGGGGUAGCCGUGGAAACGUGUGAAUCAGAAACUGCUAAAGACGUGUUUGAAGGGCGACUCAAUGCAGAUAUGGUGGCCGAGAAACUAGGCCAUACUAACUACAGGGAACUGUCAGAGCUCAACCUGCUGUCCAGCUCAGUCAGGAUGGUCGAUCUCGUUCCCGCUGAUUUGUUCGUUAAUUUACGCAGUAUUAAUCUAGACGGCAAUAACCUCACCUCAUUCAGCGGUCUGAUCUUCCUGGCCAACAUUAAGGUGUUGUCUCUGAACUAUAACCACGUCGAGUCAAUUCUGCCUCGUCAAAAAGUUCAGAGUUACAUGAGCAACAAGCAGAUUCUCCAUCAUAAAGUCAGUUCCAGUGGAUAUGGGCAGCAGAACAGAAGGCCCAGCAGGGAGGAAUUAACUGGUGAUAAUCUGGAGCCUCUGAUGUCCAGUUUAGAGGUUUUGCAUUUAGGUCAUAAUGGCAUAUCCAACCUGAUCAAUCUUCAGAUCAGCCGAUUGACUAACCUCAGAGCACUGUUCCUACAAGGGAAUGAUAUCAGUCAGGUGGAAGGAUUGGAUGGUUUGCGAAGACUACGUGAGUUGGUUCUGGAUCGAAAUCGAAUUAAAUCUUUGAGUGAGAACUCAUUCAGUGAACAGGGAGUUCUUCUGGAUUUGCACCUGGCAGAGAAUCGCAUCCGUGAACUGAACCACUUGCACCCUCUCAAAGGGCUCCAGAGGCUGUUCUUAGACAUGAACAAAAUACAGGAUAUUUCAGAACUAGAGAAACUGGAGGCACUCCCUUCUCUUUUUGAACUGUCUGUAGUGGGCAACCCAGUGGCACGGCGAUCCCUGCACAGGCCUCCAGUGGUACUGUAUCUGUCCAAACUGCAGGUUCUGGAUGGCAUUACCGUCACAAUGGAGGAACGAACCAGAGCAGAGCUUUUAAAUAAUGAAGCACAGGGUUCUAGUUCAGGUGGAGAAAUGACAUUACCUGGUUUGGUACCAUUGGCAACCAGAACGGCUCCUUUAAGAGGUACAGGAAUACACACACUAAUACCUGAUCAACAGGAUGACACACACGAUACCAGCAGAUGUAAGUAUACAGCAUACAGACACACACCAAAGGCUAAACACAAACACUCACCAUGUAUAGAUUUUUGUGUGUGUUCAGAUAAGAAGCAGAGAGCAGUUGUCUCUCUCAUGCGCGGAGUUCAGAGUGACAUUAACUUCAGGCAGAUCAGAGGAUCUUCCAGCCACUACAUGACAGCACUGCAGCAGACCGGUUUCAGGGUUCUCUCUACUUUCCCUAAAGCUGAUCCUGAGACCAGGUAUCUGUGUCAGAGUGGACCCAGGCCUCCUCCUCCUCCUCUGUAACAACAGAGCUUUAGAGACACACUAUGUGUGUCAUGUUUCCCCUUUGGCCUUGUGUGUUGUUGUUCAUUGAGGUUCACACAUAUUUUCCUCGAUCUUUGUUUUUUAAAUCGGACUUAAAUUCCCAAUAUGUUUAUUUGUUUGGAAUUAUGUCAAUGUCAAAGGCAUUAAAUAUAUUUUUUUUUCUAUUCGA
Messenger RNA from Pimephales promelas (fathead minnow), 5557 nucleotides. RefSeq names its product leucine rich repeat containing 9 (gene lrrc9). Gene Ontology annotation, molecular function: protein binding. NCBI's taxonomy places the organism in Eukaryota, Metazoa, Chordata, Actinopteri, Cypriniformes, Leuciscidae. The record is from RefSeq and is a predicted model, not a curated record.